This is a messenger RNA of Ostreobium quekettii, 669 nucleotides long. NCBI's taxonomy places the organism in Eukaryota, Viridiplantae, Chlorophyta, Ulvophyceae, Bryopsidales, Ostreobiaceae. The record is from the annotation of a GenBank genome assembly.
AUGGGCGCCCUGCAGUGCACCGGUGGCGUGGGCGCCCGGGGGCGCUCAUUCGAUGCGCAUCGCCGCUGUGGCAUCGACCCCUUUGCGCCAGCAAGCAAGGAGCCGCGUGGCGGCCGCAAUGCCGCCAGGCCAAUUUCCACCAGCUGCCCCCGAAGAUACGCAGGGGUAUGCUCCAACACAGUGGUCGCAGCUCUGACAAAGUCCGUGUGCUUUUCUGCCUCCACAUUUACCCUUCGGCAAGGAACUGGGGUGGACGUGCCAUCAAUCAAGAAACUUGCAGAAGAUGAGAAGAUGGUCGUAUUGGAUUUGGCCCCCGAACGCUGUAUAAUUGCUGAAGGGACGGAUGGCGAAGUGCUGGGAGCAGGCCAGCUUAAAAGCAAGGAAUCUGGGGCUUACAUGGAGAUUUCAACUGUGGUUGUUCAGCCCAAAGCAAGACGACAAGGCGUUGGCACAUCUGUUGUCAAUGAGCUCUUGAAACUAGCAGCCGGCAACGAUGUGUACCUGACGACAGUGGAUCAAGGCAAAGAAUUCUUCAAGAGCCUUGGCUUCACAGAAGUCGGCUUCUCUGACAUGCCCAUGGCGAUGCGGCUGGAAUGGGCUGCAGGCAAUGUGGCUGCGAGGAUCUCGAUCAAUCAGCGUUGCAUGGUGAUGCUCAGAAAGGGCCGGUGA